AGCGGGCCGGCCCGGGGCGACUCCGCUCUUCGCGGCGCGGCCGAAGCGGGAGGUGGCCUCGCCGUGGGAGGCCAUGGGGGCGCUGAUCUGCUCUGGGGUUGCAGCCAGAGGCGCUCCAUGGCUAUAGGCAGCAAGAGUCUCCAGCGAAGGAACACCCCGCACACACCCCGAGUCUCGAACCCCAAGACUCCUUUGGUUCUCCAGCGGUGUAGACGAGGAUCCGGGGCGCGCAGAGCCAUGGGGAGAGCGGCCGUCGCGGGAAGAGGCGCUGCUGGCGGGGCGCGCGGGUGGCUCCCCUGGCUGGGGCUUUGCUUUUGGGCGGCCGGAGCCGCUGCUGCUGCUGCUCGAGGAGCUGACAAUGGGGAAGUCCUCCCUGAUUCCAUCCCAUCAGCCCCUGGAACACUCCCUCAUUUUAUAGAGGAACCAGACGAUGCUUAUAUCAUCAAGAGCAAUCCUAUUGCACUGAAGUGCAAAGCUAGACCAGCCAUGCAGAUAUUCUUCAAAUGUAAUGGCGAGUGGGUCCAUCAAAAUGAGCACAUCUCUGAGGAGAGUCUGGAUGAGAGUUCAGGCCUGAAAGUGCGGGAGGUGUUCAUCAAUGUCACCAGGCAGCAGGUGGAGGACUUCCACGGGCCAGAGGACUAUUGGUGCCAGUGUGUGGCCUGGAGUCACCUGGGGACGUCCAAGAGCAGGAAGGCCUCAGUGCGCAUAGCCUAUUUGCGGAAGAACUUUGAGCAAGACCCGCAGGGAAGGGAGGUGCCAAUUGAAGGCAUGAUUGUGCUGCACUGCCGACCCCCAGAGGGAGUUCCUGCUGCUGAGGUGGAAUGGCUAAAAAAUGAGGAACCCAUUGACUCUGAACAGAUGAAACAUGAUACCAGGGCUGACCACAACCUCAUCAUCAGGCAGGCAAGGCUCUCAGACUCAGGAAACUACACCUGUAUGGCAGCCAACAUCGUGGCCAAGAGGAGGAGCCUAUCAGCCACAGUGGUAGUUUAUGUGAAUGGAGGCUGGUCCUUCCUGGAGCAGAGUGGUCAAGCCUGCAAUGUUCGCUGUGGUAGAGGAUGGCAGAAACGUUCCCGGACCUGCACCAACCCAGCUCCUCUCAAUGGUGGGGCGUUUUGUGAGGGAAUGUCAGUGCAGAAAAUAACCUGCACUUCUCUUUGUCCUGUGGACGGAAGCUGGGAAGUGUGGAGUGAGUGGUCCGUCUGCAGCCCAGAGUGUGAGCAUUUGCGGAUACGGGAAUGCACAGCACCACCCCCGAGAAAUGGGGGCAAAUUCUGUGAAGGUCUGAGUCAAGAAUCUGAAAACUGCACAGAUGGGCUUUGCAUUCUUGAUAAAAAACCUCUUCAUGAAAUAAAACCCCAAAGCAUUGAGAAUGCCAGCGAUAUUGCUCUGUACUCGGGCUUGGGUGCUGCCGUCGUGGCUGUUGCAGUCCUGGUCAUUGGGGUCACCUUAUACAGACGGAGCCAGAGUGACUAUGGCGUGGACGUCAUUGACUCUUCUGCAUUGACAGGUGGCUUCCAGACCUUCAACUUCAAAACAGUCCGUCAAGGUAACUCCCUGCUCCUGAAUUCCUCCAUGCAACCGGACCUGACAGUGAGCCGGACAUACAGUGGACCCAUCUGUCUCCAGGAUCCACUGGACAAAGAACUUAUGACAGAGUCCUCGCUUUUUAACCCUUUGUCAGACAUUAAAGUUAAAGUCCAGAGUUCCUUCAUGGUUUCUCUGGGAGUAUCUGAGAGAGCCGAGUACCAUGGCAAGAAUCAUUCUGGAACAUUCCCCCAUGGAAACAAUCGCAGUUUCAGUACUAUGCACCCCAGAAAUAAGACAGCUUAUAUCCAAAAUCUUUCAUCACUCCCCACAAGGACAGAACUAAGGACAACAGGUGUCUUUGGUCAUUUAGGAGGACGCUUAGUGAUGCCAAAUACAGGUGUGAGUUUACUCAUACCACAUGGCGCCAUUCCAGAAGAGGAUUCCUGGGAGAUUUAUAUGUCCAUCAACCAAGGUGAACCUAGCCUCCAGUCAGAUGGAUGUGAGGUUCUUCUGAGUCCUGAAGUCACCUGUGGGCCCCCUGACAUGAUUGUUACCACUCCCUUUGCCUUGACCAUUCCACACUGUGCAGAUGUCAGUUCUGAGCAUUGGAAUAUCCAUUUAAAGAAGAGGACACAGCAGGGAAAGUGGGAGGAAGUGAUGUCAGUGGAGGACGAAUCUACAUCCUGUUACUGCCUUUUGGACCCCUUUGCAUGUCACGUGCUUCUUGACAGCUUUGGGACAUAUGCACUCACUGGAGAACCAAUCACAGACUGUGCCGUGAAACAACUAAAGGUGGCGGUGUUUGGCUGCAUGUCGUGUAACUCCCUGGAUUACAACUUGAGAGUGUACUGUGUAGACAAUACCCCUUGUGCAUUUCAGGAAGUGGUUUCAGAUGAAAGGCAUCAAGGUGGACAGCUGCUGGAAGAACCAAAGUUGCUGCAUUUUAAAGGGAAUACCUUUAGUCUACAGAUCUCUGUCCUUGAUAUCCCUCCAUUCCUCUGGAGAAUCAAACCGUUCACCGCAUGCCAGGAAGUCCCUUUCUCCCGCGUCUGGUGCAGUAACCGGCAGCCCCUUCAUUGUGCCUUCUCCCUAGAACGCUACACGCCCACCACCACCCAGCUGUCCUGCAAAAUCUGUAUCCGGCAGCUCAAAGGCCAUGAGCAGAUCCUUCAAGUGCAAACAUCAAUCCUAGAGAGUGAAAGAGAAACUAUCACCUUUUUUUCACAAGAGGACAGCAAUUUUCCUGCACAGACUGGCCCCAAAGCCUUCAAAAUCCCCUACUCCAUCAGACAGAGGAUUUGUGCUACAUUUGAUACUCCCAAUGCCAAAGGCAAAGACUGGCAGAUGUUAGCACAGAAAAACAGCAUCAACAGGAAUUUAUCUUAUUUUGCUACACAAAGUAGCCCUUCUGCUGUCAUUUUGAACCUGUGGGAAGCUCGUCAUCAGCACGAUGGUGAUCUUGACUCCCUGGCCUGUGCUCUGGAAGAAAUUGGGAGGACACAUACGAAACUCUCAAGCAUUACGGAAUCUCAGCUUGAUGAAGCUGACUUCAACUACAGCAGGCAAAAUGGACUCUAGUUCACUUUCUCUCCUGAGACAGCAGCAGCCAGCUUCAGGACAUUGGCUUUAAAUGGGGGAUAAAAAUAAAAGGCAGCUUUCCUGCAUUUGGGGAUUCAGCCUUCAUUAACAACCAGAGAGGAUCUCUGGUUGUAGAAGCUGAAUUUUAUAUUGAAUAUGUUCAUGGGGAAAUGUACAAGCUCUCUGAAGUAGAAGAGGGUUCUACGGUCUCCUGUGAAUCCACACUCGGGUUAUCAGUCUAUGAACUUCUUAGAUUUGGAGUUGCAAGAGAAAAGAGGGCUUUUCUAGAUAGAAGGAACUGUGGGAAAAUAUGAGCUGCAAUGAAGCUGGAAUGGCAAAGAUUGAAUAAAUGCAUGUUUUGAAACAGG
Molecule: messenger RNA, 3476 nt
Organism: Suncus etruscus (white-toothed pygmy shrew)
Lineage: Eukaryota; Metazoa; Chordata; Mammalia; Eulipotyphla; Soricidae
Gene: UNC5D
Product: unc-5 netrin receptor D
Biological process (GO): netrin-activated signaling pathway
Cellular component (GO): membrane
Molecular function (GO): netrin receptor activity; protein binding
Source: RefSeq, a predicted model, not a curated record